Messenger RNA from Hydractinia symbiolongicarpus, 1424 nucleotides. RefSeq names its product replication factor C subunit 2-like. The record is from RefSeq and is a predicted model, not a curated record. The coding region runs from base 53 to 1081 and encodes 342 amino acids. The transcript is spliced from 11 exons. Gene Ontology annotation, cellular component: DNA replication factor C complex; nucleus. Gene Ontology annotation, biological process: DNA repair; DNA-templated DNA replication. NCBI's taxonomy places the organism in Eukaryota, Metazoa, Cnidaria, Hydrozoa, Anthoathecata, Hydractiniidae. Gene Ontology annotation, molecular function: DNA clamp loader activity; ATP hydrolysis activity; DNA binding.
AGGUCUACACUUUCGUUUUCUAAAUCAGGCGGGAAAUUAAAAAGUAAACAAAAUGGCUGACGAAAAGAUGGAUGUCGAUGCACCAAAAGAGGUCAAAAAAGCAGAAAAAAUUACGAAAAAGUCUUAUGAAUUGCCAUGGGUAGAGAAAUACCGUCCCUCGAAACUCCAUGAAAUAACUGGAAAUGAGGAAACAAUUAAAAGGUUGCAGGUUUUUGGUGAGCAUGGAAAUGUUCCUAAUAUAAUUAUUGCAGGUCCACCUGGAAUUGGUAAAACCACCAGCAUUCUUUGUCUUGCACGCCAGAUGUUGGGAGCAUCAUAUAAAGACGCAGUGAUGGAGCUGAAUGCUUCGAAUGAUAGAGGUAUUGAUGUUGUUCGAAACAAAAUAAAGUUGUUUGCUCAACAGAAAGUGACACUACCAAAGGGUCGACACAAAAUUAUUAUUCUUGAUGAAGCUGACAGCAUGACACCAGGUGCCCAACAAGCGUUACGAAGGACAAUGGAACUUUAUUCCAAAACAACUCGAUUUGCUCUGGCAUGCAAUCAAUCUGAUAAAAUUAUUGAGGCCAUUCAAUCCAGAUGCGCAGUUUUGCGCUACACAAGACUUACAGACAGUCAAGUGUUGGAACGUAUACUUGACAUAUGUGAGAAGGAAAAGGUUGCUCGUAACGAUGAAGGUCUGGAGGCAAUAGUGUUUACAGCGCAAGGUGACAUGAGACAGGCUAUCAACAAUCUGCAGUCAACGCAAGCUGGAUUUGGUUUUGUGAAUCCUGAAAAUGUAUUUAAGGUAUGUGAUGAACCACACCCAUUGUUGGUGAAGGAGAUGCUUAACCACUGCAUAUCAUCCAAUAUAGACGAAGCAUACAAAAUUAUGUCACACUUGUGGAAGAUGGGAUACUCUGCAGUCGAUAUCAUCACAAAUAUAUUUAGAGUGUGCAAAAAUCUUGAAAUGGCAGAGUAUCUUAAACUUGAGUUUGUAAAGGAGAUUGGUUAUACACACAUGAGAAUAGUUGAAGGUGUGCAAUCAUUAUUGCAAAUGUCUGGUCUAUUGGCAAGAUUAUGUGAAAAAGCUGCUGAUACGUGAAGAUUCGUCACACCAGACCAGAUGAGAAACUUGCAUAAUAAAAAUAGUAGCGUGCUGACUAUUAUUUAAGAUCACAGUGACUAUGGUUUUUAUUAAAAGAAACAGAUGAACUAUCCGAUAAGAUAUUAUUGAAAGAAGGAGACUGUUAUUAUAUUCAUAAACUGUUCACUUUGUCAAUGUCUUUGCAAUCUAUAAUGAGAAAAAGCAAUAUUUAGCAUUGUUUUAAGUUUUGUAGAUGGAAUAUUCUAUACCAGUUUAUGCAUGCUUUUUAAAUUCAUAUCUAUUUGUCUAUAUGCUUGAAUGAGAUUUGACUGGUUAAAUAAUUGAACCGAUACCUCUGUUA